CGGUCUCGGUCGAUGAGCUUUUUGUUCAUCCGAUUGGAAGCUCGCGGACGCCAACGAUUCGUACACGUCUGUAUUUCGUGGUGCAACCGUCGAUGCGCUGAAGCGGAUGGCCAUGGUGUUACUUGGUGUUGAGAACGGUUUUCGCCAACACACCUUAGAGCUGGGAUUUUGGGUCGAAAAUUUGGAAAUUGUUGCCAAAGAGGGACCGAAUUGACAUCUUGAAGCACAUUGCGACGUUGAAUUCUCACAUUGUUUAAUCCACUUAGACGGCAGUCUCAAAUUUUCUGAACUGCGAAUUUGUACAUGUCUAGUUUGUUUGAGUUGUCUUUGUAGAAGCUGACGGAGUUUUAGGGGAAUUACUUCGCGCGUUUUGAAGUCUCUUGCUCCUGGUCCUUGGAGCUAUUUGUGGCGGCGUUUUCGCGUGUCCAGCCCGCUUCGUCAUCACUCAGGGGCCUCUCAUAAAUUUUUUGAGGACUCUUGUUAGCUGAGAUUGUAAAAUGUCACCAGGAGUUAUUACCCAGGUUGCGCAAGGCAUCAGCUGUCUGGCGGGCGCGUGGAUAAUAAAAUCUAUUAUAGAUGCAGAGCAAGAGAAGCCCAUGAGCGGAUUCAGCCAAUGUCCGACGUGUAACGGGUCUCGACGAGUGCCCUGCAUGUGCACGAGAUGGUCCGACGACGACGUGGGGUGUAACACAUGUGAAGGAUCUGGUAUGAUGCGGUGCAACUCAUGUGGCGGCAGUGGGACAGGACGGCCGAUUCCGGUGCAAAUCCGUGCUUCCAAUCCGCCGAGAAACAGCUGAUAGACUGCCUUGGAUAUGCUCCCUCUGUGAAAAUCAAGUAAGCGACGCAUUUUAUUCCACCUUGAGAAAUUCUGAAAGCUUUUUAGGGGUGCGCUCUGGAAUGAGCAUUGAAUUAGUUUAUACAAAACCUUGUAGGGGUUUAUGAUUUCUUAAGUGCUAGCCUGCGGACCAGUCAAUGCUCGUUAGGCUUACACCUAAGCCUUGAAUUCUGCUAAGUCUGAGGAUGGGAAGCCUGGCGCCGGACACUUGGAGUGCAGUUAUUGUAGAACAAGCUUUGUUCUUGUACAUUAUUACUUUCCACUGGAUUCUGUUGUAUCCCUUUCUAAGUUGCAACAGGGUUUAUCGAGCAUUGUGUAUUGGGGGUAGCGUUAAGUAUAGUAUGUAGUUCUUUUUAUAGAGGACCAACUAAGCUGAAGCAUUGCAGAACUGAAAGUGUAGUAAUGAGUCAUGUAAUCGUAAUUGGGAGUAUCCACUUUGAUUUUGUGCUUGUAAGUUAAUAGUCGAUGUGUAACCAGCACUUAUGAUUACGGUUUGGAGA
Molecule: messenger RNA, 1335 nt
Organism: Physcomitrium patens
Lineage: Eukaryota; Viridiplantae; Streptophyta; Bryopsida; Funariales; Funariaceae
Source: RefSeq, a predicted model, not a curated record